Fusarium musae is the source of this 807-nucleotide messenger RNA. RefSeq lists its product as uncharacterized. The coding region runs from base 1 to 807 and encodes 268 amino acids. Lineage: Eukaryota; Fungi; Ascomycota; Sordariomycetes; Hypocreales; Nectriaceae. The transcript has 3 exons. Gene Ontology annotation, molecular function: oxidoreductase activity, acting on the CH-OH group of donors, NAD or NADP as acceptor. The record is from RefSeq and is a predicted model, not a curated record.
AUGGCUUCCUCGACUUUUGGACCUCGUUUGGCUGGAAAAGUCUGCAUCGUGACAGGCUCUUCCUCAGGCUUGGGUCGUGCAAUUGCACUGGCUUACUCUCAUGAGGGGGCGCACCUUGUUUGCGCUGAUCUUCAGCCGGCUGCACGUGCGAAUGUAAAUGGAGAGGAGGAGGUCAACACAGAUGAACUGAUCAGAUCAAAUGGCGGCCAGGCCAUCUUCGUUGAGACGGAUGUCACCAAGACUGCUGCUGUGGAGCGAUUGGUAUCUAGAGCUGUUAUCCAGUACGGUCGCAUUGACGUGCUGGUCAACAACGCUGGCAUUUCUGUUGAAGCGGGCAAAGAACCUCGUCGGGUUCACGAGACUCCGGAGGACUGGUGGGACUUGACCCUUGCUGUCAAUCUCAAGUCCAUCUUUCUCGUCAGCAAACACGUCAUUGCUCAGAUGCUGAAGCAAGAAAAGUCUGAGACUGGCGACCGAGGUUGGAUCAUCAACAUGUCGUCAAUCUUUGGUCUCGUCGGAGGAGUUACCAAUGAGAUGGCAUCCAUUGCAAUGCAAUCUGCCCAGGCUGUAAGUACUCAAGAUCUCAUGACUCGCAUCGAUGCUGACGGAUGUGAAGUUACGGAGACAGCCAUUUUCGCCGACACCAUCAAGACUCGCGACCAAGAUCUCAUACGUUCAUUGCAUCCUCUUCAUGGAACCGGAUCUCCUCAAGAUCUUGUUGGUGCCGCCAUCUUCCUUGCUAGUCAAGAGGCGCGAUGGGUUACUGGGGUGAACCUCCCUGUAGACGGUGGCUAUACAGCACGGUAG